AUGUCUCCGUCUCUUAACGUAGACCAACUUCUGAGCGAACUUACGCUUGAGGAGAAGGUCGAGCUCCUCUCGGGCCGAGACACCUGGUCGACCCAUCCUGUGGAACGUCUCAAUAUCCCAUCCAUCACGACAACAGAUGGACCACAUGGAGCUCGAGGCACCUCCUUUUUCAACGGCCAUCGAGGUGUCCUGCUUCCCUCGGCAACGGCCAUGGGGGCAACCUUUGACACAAAGUUGAUGCGACACGUCGGCAACAUGCUGGCUGCCGAGACGAAGGAGAAAGGCUGUCAGGUUCUGCUCGCGCCGACAGUCUGUCUUCAGCGAUCGCCACUUAUCGGUCGUGGGUUUGAAGCCUUUGGCGAAGAUCCGAUCCUUAGCGGCCUCAUGGCUUCGGAGUACAUCAAUGGUGUCCAGGAGGACGGGGUUGCUGUCUCCCUCAAGCACUAUGCGGCGCACGACCAGUCUUCUGAAUCCUUGGAAGAUGGAAUUCGUGCUUCUUCAAGGACUCUACGCGAGACCCAUCUUCUACCCUUCCAGCUAGCUGUCAAGCACGCCAAUCCAUGGUCAAUCAUGAGUUCAUAUCACAGGAUCAAUGGUACCCUCACUUCGGAAGAUCCAUGGCUAAACACACAGCUUCUGCGCCAGGAAUGGGGGUGGAAUGGCCUCCUUAUGAGCGACUGGUUUGGUACUUAUAGUACUGCGGAAGCGAUCAACGCUGGCCUGGACCUGGAGAUGCCAGGCCCUACAAGGUGGAGAGGAGAGCUUCUGCAUUGGUCUAUCAGGUGCCGCAAGGUGAAGAAAUCUACACUGGAUGAGCGAGUUCGAAAUCUGCUGCACCUGGUGAACAAGGUGCGGCCAGCCCUUGAUUACCAGAAGCAGGGUGACAAGACGCAGUUCGGGGAUACCCCUAAGAAGCGGGAGCUCUGUCGAGAAGUGGCCCGCAGCUCUGUAGUUCUCCUCAAGAACGAUUACAACACACUGCCCCUCGACCCAUCCGCGCAGCAAACGUACGGCCUGAUCGGUCCUGGCUUCGCGAACCCUGCCAUCAGUGGCGGCGGUUCGGCUGACCUUAUUCCGUACUACGUCUGCAAGCCGCUGGAAGCUAUUCAACAAAUCGUCGGCAAAGAACGCAUCAGGACGGCAGUUGGUUGUCAUUCUCACCUCUUUACACCCCUCCUGUCCGAGAACAUCACCAUCCCAGAAACACAACAGGCAGGAUAUGAACUGCAUUGGUAUGGAGAAGACCCGGAAGCCAAUCCUGAAGUGAAACCGCUUCACUCUACGACCACGACCCAAGCCCAGAUGUACUUUGCAGACAAUCUUCCCUCUAACGUCCCUGGAGCAUACUGGCUUCGUGUCAACACAACAUGGAAGGCACCAAAGACUUCAACUAUGAAGUUUGGCCUCUGUGUGCUAGGCAAGGGCCGCCUCUAUAUCGAUGGCAGACAGGUCAUCGAUCUUUGGACCAGCCACCCAGGGAAGACGCUCCAGACACCCAUGUUUAAUAGUGCAAGCAUGGAGGUCACAGCUGAGCUGGAGGCAGAGGCGGGAAACACAUACCAGAUUUCUGUUCUCCUAAAGAAUGAAGGUAUCACAGCUGGCUGCGGGGCUCUAAAUGCUGGUGGCCUCCGGAUCGGCUUCUGCGAGAAGAUUGACCCAGCCGCGGCGCUUGCCGAGGCAGUCGAACUAGCAAGACAGGUUGAUGUUCCAAUUGUCAUAGCCGGUCUAAACGCCGAUUACGAGAGUGAGGCGGUGGACAGAAAGGACCUCAGGCUACCCCCUGGUGUUGACGAGUUAAUCGAGAGGGUUGCGAAAGCGAACCCUAGAACUAUUAUAGUCAACCAAUCCGGCUGUCCGGUAACGAUGCCUUGGUUGAAGUGUGUGCCGACCCUAAUCCAUGCCUGGUUUGGGGGUCAGGAAACAGGAAACGGUAUCGCCGAUGUGCUCUUUGGUCGCUACAACCCCAGUGGUCGCCUAUCAGUCACGUUCCCCCGUCGUUUAGAAGACACGCCGGCCUUUCUCAGUUACGGCAAGGGGCUUCGGGAGAUGUACUACGGCGAGGGCGUAUUCAUUGGCUAUAGGUACUGCGAGAAGCUCCAGAACGAUCCGCUUUUCUCCUUUGGCUACGGGCUAUCCUACACGACCUUUGAGUACUCCAACCUGAAGGUGCCGGCCAGAGUUGAGCUGGGAGAUCAAGGGCACGGAACCUUCAUGGUGUCGGUCGACGUCACCAACACAGGUGACAAAGACGGCCAUGAGAUCGUCCAGCUGUACAUCUCUAAUGUGGAGUGUGCCGCCCUGCGGCCACGUAAGGAACUCAAGGGGUUCGCAAAGAUUUGGAUGGCAAAAGGCGACACGGCCACGGCGGAGAUUCAUCUGGAUAAGUAUGCUUUGUCACACUGGGAUGAGGAGGAGGAGAAGUGGCAUGCCGAGAGGGGGGUUUUCAAGGUCAUCAUCUCGCGAAGCGCGGAUCCUAGAGACGAAGUUUUGGACAGGGACUUUGAACUAGAGAGAAGCUUGUACUGGACAGGAGUGUAG
Messenger RNA from Fusarium keratoplasticum, 2538 nucleotides. RefSeq names its product Beta-glucosidase. Gene Ontology annotation, molecular function: beta-glucosidase activity. The transcript has 5 exons. The record is from RefSeq and is a predicted model, not a curated record. Gene Ontology annotation, biological process: glucan catabolic process. The coding region runs from base 1 to 2538 and encodes 845 amino acids. Lineage: Eukaryota; Fungi; Ascomycota; Sordariomycetes; Hypocreales; Nectriaceae.